AUGAUCUCGACAGUCUUCGCAAGCCUUCUGUGGUAUGGCGGAGCUCUCACUCCAAUAGAUCCCAAUCACGCAUGUACCUCGGCAUGUGGGUCUACGUCAAGUUGUGCUGAGGAUCCUCAAGCUCGCGGUUCCUACUGCAAAUAUUGGUUGAGCCCAUCCACAUGUUUCGGUUUCUAUGUUCGAGACGAUGGCUCACUGUGUUAUCAGCCCAACGACCCCACUUGUGAUGACAGUGUUCUCCCUCCACUCUCUUGUAAAGUGUCUCCACUGGUGACGACUGAGUCCCAGCUCGCAGAGGGUGACAGUCUGCCUGACGACGAUUAUGAUGACACGGUGGAGCCACCGGCCAAGACUACUGCGUUUCGCCUACCUGAUACCACAGCCGAGCCUCCAACGGGAACCAGUACUGUUCUCUCAGCUGUGACUACCGAGUCCGAAAGGGAGGCAUCUGGUGGACCAUCAAACCAGGCUACUGUGCCAUAUACUGGAUUUACUGACGAGCCACCAGUCAAGACUACUGGCGAUCUUCCAGUUGAGAUCACUGCUGAGUCUCCGGUCAAAACUACUGCCGAGCCUCCGGUCGAAACCACUGACAAGCCCUCGGUAGACACCACUUCCGAACCCCCGGUCGAUACCACUGCUGAGCCACCGGUCGAUACCACUGCUGAGCCACCAGUAGAGACCACUGCUGAGCCCCGGGGAGACACCACUGCUGAGGCCUCGGUCAAAACUACUGCCCAGGUAGACACCACUUCCGAACCCCCGGUCGAUACCACUGCUGAGCCACCGGUCGAUACCACUGCUGAGCCACCAGUAGAGACCACUGCUGAGCCCCGGGGAGACACCACUGCUGAGGCCUCGGUCGAAACCACUGCUGAUCCCCCGGUAGAGACCACUGCUGAGCCCCCGGUAGAGACCACUGCUGAGCCCCCGAUAGAGACCACUGCGGAGCCUCCGGUAGAGACCACUGCGGAGCCUCCGGUAGAGACCACUGCGGAGCCUCCGGUAGAGACCACUGCGGAGCCUCCGGUAGAGACCACUGUCGAGCCUUGGGGCGAGACUACUGCUGAGCCUUCCGUUGAGACAAAUGUCGAGCCUUGGGUCGAGACUACUGCUGAGCCUUCCGUUGAGACAACUGUCGAGCCUUGGGUCGAGACUACUGCUGAGCCUUCCGUUGAGACAACUGUCGAGCCUUGGGUCGAGACUACUGCUGAGCCUUCCGUUGAGACAACUGUCGAGCCUUGGGUCGAGACUACUGCUGAGCCUUCCGUUGAGACAACUGUCGAGCCUUGGGUCGAGACUACUGAUGAGCCUUCCGUUGAGACAACUGUCGAGCCUUCGGUCGAGACUACUGAUGAGCCUUCCGUUGAGACAACUGAUGAGCCUUGGGUCGAGACAACUGUCGAGCCUUGGGUCGAGACUACUGCUGAGCCUUCCGUUGAGACAACUGUCGAGCAUUGGGUCGAGACUACUGCUGAGCCUUCCGUUGAGACCACUGUCGAGCCUUGGGUCGAGACUACUGAUGAGCCUUCCGUUGAGACAACUGUCGAGCCUUGGGUCGAGACUACUGAUGAGCCUUCCGUUGAGACAACUGUCGAGUCUUGGGUCGAGACUACUACUGAGCCUUCCGUUGAGACAACUGUCGAGCCUUUGGUCGUGACAGCCGUCGAGACAACUGUCGAGCCUUGGGUCGAGACUACUGCUGAGCCUUCCGUUGAGACAACUGUCGAGCCUUGGGUCGAGACUACUGCUGAGCCUUCCGUUGAGACAACUGUCGAGCCUUGGGUCGAGACUACUGCUGAGCCUUCCGUUGAGACAACUGUCGAGCCUUCGGUCGAGACUACUGAUGAGCCUUCCGUUGAGACAACUGAUGAGCCUUGGGUCGAGACAACUGUCGAGCCUUGGGUCGAGACUACUGCUGAGCCUUCCGUUGAGACCACUGUCGAGCCUUGGGUCGAGACUACUGCUGAGCCUUCCGUCGAGACAACUGUCGAGCCUUGGGUCGAGACUACUGCUGAGCCUUCCGUUGAGACCACUGUCGAGCAUUGGGUCGAGACUACUGCUGAGCCACCAAGCGAGACUACUGCCCAGCUUCCCGUCGUGAUUACCACCGAUUUGCCUAUUGUAACUAGUUAUUAUCCUGUAAUCGAGCCUGUAGUAGAAACCACCCCCAAUCUUCGGCGCUAA
Molecule: messenger RNA, 2187 nt
Organism: Perkinsus marinus ATCC 50983
Lineage: Eukaryota; Perkinsozoa; Perkinsida; Perkinsidae
Exons: 1
Coding region: 1-2187 (728 amino acids)
Source: RefSeq, a predicted model, not a curated record